Molecule: messenger RNA, 1812 nt
Organism: Acanthochromis polyacanthus (spiny chromis)
Lineage: Eukaryota; Metazoa; Chordata; Actinopteri; Pomacentridae
Gene: mmp30
Product: matrix metallopeptidase 30
Exons: 10
Coding region: 82-1530 (482 amino acids)
Biological process (GO): proteolysis; collagen catabolic process; extracellular matrix organization
Cellular component (GO): extracellular matrix
Molecular function (GO): metalloendopeptidase activity; zinc ion binding
Source: RefSeq, a predicted model, not a curated record
CUGAGCAGAACCUCAGAAACUACAGAAAGAACAAAUGAAGUAACUGGAGUUAUUCCUUUGUCUCUGUAAGCAAAAAGAAUCAUGGAGGCUAAGCUGGCUGUUAAAAUGAUGAUGUUAGUGAUGAUUGUAUCUGCCUGUGGAGCUGUUCCCACCACUGCACCUAGCCAAGAGGAGCUCUCCAGAGCCCAGAACUACCUUUCUGAGUUUUUCUCAGAUGUGGGGGUCAGUCCCCCCAACACUGUCCGGCGCAGCUCUCUGGACUCCUUUGAAGACACUCUCAAGAAAAUGCAGGAGUUUUUUGGCCUGACCGUGACAGGGAAAUUGGACACCAACACCCUGGCAGUGAUGGCUCGUCCUCGCUGUGGUGUCACAGAUGUGACCAGAUAUGGCCAUUUCGACGGCCAACCAAAGUGGGACAAGACAGUCCUCACAUACAGAAUCAUUCAAUACACACCAGACUUGAGUGAAAGUGUUGUGGAUGCCACCAUCGCCAAGGCUCUGAAAGUCUACAGUGACGUCGUCCCUUUGGAUUUCAAACAGAUCAGCAGCGGCACAGCUGACAUCAUGAUCUUGUUCAAGGCUCAAGAGCAUGGAGAUUUUGCUCCAUUUGAUGGGGAAGGUGGGGUCUUGGCACAUGCAUAUUCUCCUGGUGAAGGCGCUGGAGGCGACACCCACUUUGAUGAAGAUGAAAACUGGACUCUAACCUCAGCAGGAGCAAACCUGUUCUUGGUGGCAGCCCAUGAGUUCGGCCAUGCGCUGGGAUUAGCCCACUCUCAGGUCCAGACCGCCCUGAUGUAUCCUACCUACCAGUAUGUGAACACAGAGGGGUACAAGCUGCCGGAUGAUGACAGACAGGGGGUCCAAGCUCUCUAUGGUGUCAGAGCAUCAUCAGAUCAACCUACAGUAAAGCCAAAACCACAACCCAAACCUGAACCAGAGCCUGAACCUGAACCGGUUCCAGAUAGGUGCAGCAGGAACCUGAUAUUUGAUGCUGCAGCCUCCAUUCGGAGGGAUCUUUACUUCUUCAAAGACGGAUAUUUCUGGAAGAGGAGCAGCUCCUGGGACGGCAUCAGUACGAGGAAAGUUCAGUCUGUCUGGCCUGGAAUUAGCAAGGUUGAUGCUGCUUAUGAGUAUAAGAAGGACAAUAAAGUCAUUUUCUUUGAAGGGAAUCAGUUCUGGGCGAUCAGAGGAAACACUGUCCUACCCGGUUAUCCCAAACCUCUUAGUGACUUUGGCUUCCCUUCAUCUGUCACCAAGGUAGACGCUGCUGUUCAUGUGCCAUUCAUAAGCAGAACUCUCUUGUUCGUGGACUACAAGUACUGGAGCUACAACGAAAGGACAGGCAAAAUGGAUCGUAGGUUCCCAAAAUACAUCAACAGAGAACUCCCAGGAAUUGGAUUCAGAGUGGAUGCUGCUUUUGAGAACGGAGGUUACCUGUACUUUUCAUAUGGGUCCACACAGACAGAGUACCACUACCAGCGAAGAAGAGCCCGUCGCACUCUGCUGAACUAUGCAUGGAUGGAUUGCUAAAGAAGCAAAGAACCCAAUAUGCACACAUACAUACGCACAACUGUAAUCACGCAACAAAGAAGUGGUCUAUUCCAUUUCUAUUUAUCCUACGUGUAGCUAAUUGCAACUUUUCUACAGAAAACUGCAGGAAAGAAAUACAUUUUAAAAAUUGUUUAACCAUGCCGUAAGUAACAACUGCUUGCUAUGGAGUCAGGGGCUUCUUCUUAGAUGUGCAUUAAUUAAACAUGAAUUAAUAAAGCUUUGAACUUGAAACAAAGCCACAUGGCAAAAAGUGAGUUUAAA